AGACCCUGACGCACUUAAUGUGAUUCCGGCCUAAAGGAAUAGCACCAUAUUUACUUCGUCUAUAACUUGAAACCGUAGUCAACGUUAACAAGUGUGAGAAUAAUUCUGAUAUUUAAAAUAUAUUAGAAAAAAAGAAUGCCUCUCGAUCUUCCUGCAUUUUCGUACGCUGCAGCGAUUGCUGCAGGUGGAAUCAUAGGUUAUGUAAAAUCAAAUUCUAUUCCAUCACUGGGAGCUGGACUGCUCUUUGGUUCUAUCAUAGGAUAUGGAGCUUAUCAAACUUCUCAAGAUCCCAGCAAUUAUGGAGUAUUACUUGGAACAAGCUGCGCCCUUGGUGGACUCAUGGGUUACCGAUGCUAUAGUACUGGGAAAUUUAUGCCAGCUGGUAUGGUUACAUUAUUAAGUGUUCUCAUGAUUACUAAAAUUGUAACAAGGAAUUUCAAUUCACCGGUAGCAAGAGUGCAGUAAGUGAGGUGAAGGUGCAACAGGGAUAUUUGCUAUAAAUAUAUUAUUAAUGGAUGGAAAUAGUUGGAAUGAAGUGUUCUCUAUUAUAGUAUGGUUAAUGUAGAAUAAUGUUUAUUGUAAGUCAGCAAGGAAAGGAGUAUUUUCAAUUUGUCUUUCCUAAUACCUAAAUAUGUUAGUCAUUAUGAAUCAGCUGUACAUAGAUUUGUAUGUUAACAGCAUAUAUUGAAAUGUAUAACUUUCUUUUAUAUUGGAUGAUAAAUACAUUACUACUUUGUGCCAUGUAUUCUUCCGAAUAA
Messenger RNA from Orussus abietinus, 758 nucleotides. Its product is annotated as transmembrane protein 14C. Lineage: Eukaryota; Metazoa; Arthropoda; Insecta; Hymenoptera; Orussidae. The transcript has 3 exons. The record is from RefSeq and is a predicted model, not a curated record. Gene Ontology annotation, cellular component: mitochondrial membrane. Bases 136 to 465 code for a protein of 109 amino acids. Gene Ontology annotation, biological process: regulation of heme biosynthetic process.